CCCACAAUGACGCACGUUUUAGAAACGGAAGCAACAAGAAGUGAGUUCCGCUUGAUCCUUGAGGCGUUAAGCAGUUUUGCAGCGUGUGGGACUUUAUUUCGAUGUACCAAACAGCAACAACUGGAUUAAUUUUGGAUUUUUUUGAAGAUUUUAUAGAUAAGGAAGAUUAUAGAAAUCAGCAACAAUGUCCAAGGCAACCAAGCGCAAGCAUGUUGUCAAGGAAGUUCUAGGCAACUACAUCACUCCUAAUGAGAAACAACAGAUUAUGAAGAUUUCAGGAACCGAUGGCAAUAACCUCCACAAGGCUGUGACGGAGAAUGGUGAGAGUUUUCUGCUCAGCAUGCCCACAAAGUUCCGCAAGAACAUCUGGAUCAAAAGAGGUGAUUUUGUGAUUGUAGAUCCUAUAGAAGAAGGUGACAAGGUGAAAGGAGAGAUCAACUUCAUUCUAUACACGGACCAUAUACACUAUUUGAGGAAACUUGGCAUUUGGCCUAAAGGAUUUGAGGCUGGAGGAGAAAGAGGGCAGCUGCAGGAAGAAGCACAGAAAGACGAGACUAAAUCCAAAGAGCAAGAUGAGGAAGAAAAUGACUGUAACAACAGCGAUUCUGACAAUGAACUGGACCUUUUCGUUAACACAAACCGAGCCACUGUGCAGUACAGUGAGAGUGAUGAAGACUCAGAUGAAGAUGACGAUGAUGAAAAAGAGGACAAAGAUGAAGGAGAAGAGAACUUUUAGUCAAUUCUCUACAUCUAAUCCUUCUUUGAAUAGUCAUAUAAUCAUUAGACUCUACAAACGAACCAUGAAUGUUAAACAAAAGAAUUUGGAGCAGAUUAAAAAACAAUUGUCAGUGCAAGAUCAUCAGUUGAUUUAAUUUUUAAAGUGGGUAAAGACCUCGUCUCUAUGUAUAUACGAUUACAUGUUUCAAGAAGAUCUGGUGUGUUGACAUUUUGUAUUAUUUGUGUACAUAUGGCAAUAAACAUUUCUUAUUUUGUAUUAGA
Tachysurus fulvidraco (yellow catfish) is the source of this 999-nucleotide messenger RNA. It is a transcript of the gene eif1ad, whose product is annotated as eukaryotic translation initiation factor 1A domain containing. The record is from RefSeq and is a predicted model, not a curated record. The transcript is spliced from 5 exons. Gene Ontology annotation, cellular component: nucleus. Gene Ontology annotation, biological process: translational initiation. The coding region runs from base 185 to 736 and encodes 183 amino acids. NCBI's taxonomy places the organism in Eukaryota, Metazoa, Chordata, Actinopteri, Siluriformes, Bagridae. Gene Ontology annotation, molecular function: translation initiation factor activity; RNA binding.